Molecule: messenger RNA, 1533 nt
Organism: Coprinopsis cinerea okayama7#130
Lineage: Eukaryota; Fungi; Basidiomycota; Agaricomycetes; Agaricales; Psathyrellaceae
Product: guanine deaminase
Exons: 6
Coding region: 1-1533 (510 amino acids)
Biological process (GO): guanine catabolic process
Cellular component (GO): cytosol
Molecular function (GO): zinc ion binding; guanine deaminase activity
Source: RefSeq, a predicted model, not a curated record
AUGUCCGGGACCACGACAACCUUCUACGGGGCCGUUAUCAACCCCAAAUCCCUAACCUCGUACGCGGCUCUUCCGCGCUGUCUCCUAGCAGUGGGACCAACCGGAAACAUCGACUGGAUAGUCAAGGACGUUGCGCCACACGAACUGCAGGAUGCAUUGGCCCAGAAAGGGCAUGUCGAUAUCGCGAGUGCGAACUUGGUAGAGUUGAAGGAGGGAGAGUUCUUGAUGCCUGGGUUUGUCGAUACGCAUACGCAUGCACCCCAGGUACCUAACAUCGGAACUGGCCAGGAGUACGAACUCCUCGAUUGGCUCAAGAACGUUACCUUCCCCAUGGAAAGCAAGUUCGCGGAUAUCGAAUUCGCAAAACGAAUUUAUACCAAAGUGGUUCGAGACUUUAUUGACAACGGGACGACUACAUGUUGCUACUACGCCACCCUGCAUCUCGAAUCCACCAAAGUCCUCGCGGAUAUCGUCCACGCAGCGGGUCAACGCGGCUUUAUCGGGAAAUGCAACAUGAACCACGACUCCCCGUCCUACUACAUCGAACCCUCCCCCGAAGCCUCGAUCGAAGCAACCAAAUCCUUAAUAACCUACGUGCGCUCUCUCCCACCCUCCUCGCACCCACACGCUUCAUCCGGCACCGCGCAACCCCUAGUGCAACCCAUCCUCACACCGCGCUUCGCCAUCUCUUGUACCGCGCCCCUCCUCUCCUCCCUUGGCACCCUCGCCUCCUCCGACCCCUCCCUCCUCAUCCAAACCCACAUCUCCGAGAACCUUGGCGAGAUCGCGUACACGAAGGAACUCUUCCCCCAGGCGAAGAAUUACGCGGGUGUGUAUGAUAUGUACGGGUUGUUGAGGGAGGGAACGAUUCUGGCUCAUGCGGUGCAUUUGGAGGAAGAGGAAGUUGAGUUGGUGAAAGUUAGAGGGGCGGGUGUGAGUCAUUGUCCGACGAGUAAUUUCAAUAUCAGGAGUGGGGUCGCGCCUAUUGGGAAGUAUUUGGACCGGGGUAUCAAAGUUGGACUAGGAACGGAUGUAUCAGGCGGAUACUCCAACUCGAUCCUCACAGAGAUCAGACACGCCUCGAUGGCAUCGAAAGUUCUCCAAUUCUCGUCGUCCCCAAAGCCCGAAUCAUCUGGAUCAUCCUCGACUACCAACGGCACCACGCCCAAAUUCGAAAACAAGCAACUCCCCAUCCCGACCUUGCUCUAUCUCGCAACCCUCGGCGGCGCCUCCCUCUGCAAACUAGACUCCCACAUCGGAAGUUUCGAACCCGGUAAGGCGUUCGAUGCGCUCCUCGUCUCGCCCUCCUCAAGGUCUAUUGGAUUGUGGGGCCUGAACGAGAACGUGGACUCGGGUGCUGUGGAGGCGGAGGAGGACGAGAAUGUGAAGGCGAGAAAGAGGCUGGAGGAGCGGUUGGAGAGGUUUUUGUUCUGUGGGGAUGAUAGGAACAUUGAGAGGGUGUAUGUGCAGGGUGUUUUGGUUGGUGGUGUGGGUUCGGGGAAGAGGGCACGCUCGUCCGAGUUGCCGAACUAA